This is a messenger RNA of Fraxinus pennsylvanica, 1677 nucleotides long. Lineage: Eukaryota; Viridiplantae; Streptophyta; Magnoliopsida; Lamiales; Oleaceae. The record is from the annotation of a GenBank genome assembly.
AUGGUUGGGCAAGUUUGCACCAUAUUAAGAUCUAGAUUGUUGAGAUUUACAUUGAAAUCUGGGUGUACAAGUAGUUAUACACAGGUGUUGAGGUGCAAUGUGAUUUCAAGUCACCAUCCCAAGAUCGUUGUGAUGGUGGUUGGCCAUGACUCCGAACCAUUUUCUCUCACCACUCUCAGGUUUGCACCAUUGGCAUUGCUGAGCAUAGACUAUAUAAUGCAUACCAUUAAAGGAGGCUGGGUUGGACAAACAUUUGCCCUUGCCACGUCCAAUGACUCUGGAGGCAAGAAGUCAAGGAUUAGGCGUUCAAAAGAAGAGAGGAAGACAAUGGUUGAAUCUUUCAUAAAGAAGUAUCAGAAAUCAAAUAAUGGGAAUUUUCCAUCUCUUAAUCUUACACACAAAGAAGUUGGUGGCUCUUUCUACACUGUGCGCGAAAUUGUUCGAGAGAUUAUUCAAGAAAAUAGAUUGUUGGGUCCAGCAAAAUUGUUUUCAGAAGAGGAUAACUCUGGGUUUCCGGAUCAACACCCAGUAGGAUCUAUUUCUUUUGAUCCUAAAAAUGGUUUGCCAUUAUCAGAUAAAACUCUUGUGAGACAUACUGCAUCCGAUCAAGAUCAAGUAACCAGUGGAGAGCCCAUUUUCAAUUUUAGCCCGCAGUUUCAUGGACCUGAGCCAGUGGUAUUGGAUAAUAAACGGAUAGUUAAUAAACUAAGUGAUGCAGAUGAAACAGAUGGAGGAUCUGAAGAACUCAGUAUGUGGCAUUUCGCAUCUUUUCAUCAUCAAGAUAGCUGCAUGGACAAUCUAUCGUAUUUUACUGAGCAUUUUCCUCAAUCUAUCAGUCAAAAGUGUGUGGAUGACCAAAUUGCUAGCGGCAGCGAGACGUUUGAAAAAGAUCAAGAAUGUGAUAAAUCAACCAUAACAAAUACUAUGCCCAUUCAUCAAGACACCACCUGUGAAACUUCUGUCCUAUCUAGUGGGAUGUUUCCUCAACCAGAGAGUCAGGGGCUUAGUGACGAACAAAUUUUCGAUAAGAGCAGUCAGAUAAAUCAACAAACAAAAGUUGUGACAUACACGGAGGCUGUAGCAAAGGAGAUUCUGGAUAGAGAGAAAGAUAUAGUGAAAGAACUAGAAACAUCAGAAGCCGUAAUAGCUCAUAAGAAACCUGAGGUUUUGGUGGAGACAUUUCCGCUAAGGGCCGUUUCUAAGAAUAUUCACGACAUGGCCGGAGAAGAUAUCAAGUUAAGUGAUGUAACUGGAACCUUGGAAGAGAAGGCAACUCAUCAUGAGGGAAUAAUGUUUACCAAGAGCUCAUCUACUUUAACUAAUGGGAAAUUUGAGGAAAAACUUCCAUCUCUGGAAAGUUUAGACAUUUCUACAACCAUCGAACCCACUACACUUGAUGGUAGUAUUGUCAAAGAUGUCGAAGCAAAGGAUUUGUUGCCUGAUGGAACUAAGGCCUGUGAUUCUCCCCAACAGUCGAUUCUGAAGGAGCCCACUGCAGUUGGAAGAAAACCUUAUGUUCAAGAUAAUGGCAGUUUUCAGAAAGAAAGCAAUCCCAUUCUGGACAGGAUUAAUCUUGAAACGUGGGAAGGGACAUCAAAGAAAUCACCAGACCCUAAUCCACUUUUGACUUUACUCAAGGGAUUUAUAUCUGCUUUUGUGAAGUUUUGGAUUGAAUAA